GUGGGGGGUCCCGCCGGUGCGGUCUGAGGUCGCGGGGCGGGGGCAUUUCGCGGCUGAGUCGUACGACUCGAACGCGGUGCCUUGGGCGCCUUCGGGCACCCGCGAUAGUUCGCGGGGUGUCCCGUCUCUCCACAGAGGACGCAGCUAGGCGGCUCUGUGCAGAGUGAGAGGUCCUUCGGGCGAGGACAUUCGGGGGUGCCGUGGUUACCCAGGCACUUGACGCACCUGGGCUUGGCGAAACAAUUGCGGGCAGAGUGCCCAUAGAGUUGGCAGCGAUGACACUGCCCUGGGGGACCGCGCUUGUGCGGGACUUCGACACGGAUGCCGGAAAGUUGGCACAGUGUUUUUAUACUAAACACUGCCUUUCCAGCGUCCGUCCGUUCUAAAGCCCCCAGUACACAAUGGCCUGUGAUGGGCCACGCUUUGCAAUGCACAAUGGUAGGCCACGAUCACUUGGUGUUCACACAAUGGCGCAUGGCUCAUUGCUGCCUGGCAAACCACUUGCGAUGGACGUCGAAGUAAUUACGGCUGCAGCUAUUUAUUUGUAUACUGUUUACAAGUAUUACAGAAGUGUGUACCGUCACAAAGUUAUUAAAAAGAAAUGGCGAAAAAGGCGAUGGUGGAUGCUGACCAUUCAUCGAAACAGGACAAGGCAAUUCAUGGACAAUCUGUUAAGCGACCUUGUUGCAGAACCAUCAGGGGAAUUCGAUAACUUUGUUCGUAUGUCAUCUAGUGAUUUCGAGUAUAUAUUGCAAAAAAUAUCGCCAAUUAUUGCAAAAAAGGAUACAUAUUGGCGAGAAGCAAUACCUCCAAAAAUAAGAUUGGCAUUGACAUUGCGAUUUCUUGCGACUGGAGACAGUUAUAGGAGCCUGCACUACAAUUUUAAAAUAUCAAGUACACUCAUAUCUAGAAUUAUUCCUGAAGUAUGUUUGGCUCUGAACCAAGUGCUAAAGGACAUGAUUAAGAUUCCCACAAGUCCUGAAGAAUGGCUGACCAAAACGGAAGGAUUCAGCUUUCCACAUUGUCUUGGCGCGAUAGAUGGGAAGCAUAUUACCAUAUUAGCACCAGCUCAUACCGGAUCUGAAUACUUUAAUUACAAAGGAAGUUUCAGCAUCGUUUUAUUAGCCCUAGUAGAUAGUGAUUACUGUUUUUUGUUUGCUGACAUAGGAAGCCAAGGGAGAAUUAGUGAUGGAGGUGUUUUAAAUCAAAGCAAUUUGUGGAAAAAAAUAUGUGAUGGGACCCUUAAUUUACCACCUAGUUGCCCACUUCCUGGAAGUAAUACUAAUAUGCCUUAUGUUUUUCUGGGUGAUGGCGCUUUUGCUCUUAGUACUCAUAUUAUGAAGCCCUUUCCUGGACAUCAUCAGUUGGGUACCCCAGAAAGAAUGUUCAAUCAAGAACUAUCACGUUCUCGUGCGGUCGUAGAGAAUACUUUCGGGAUAUUAUCAUGA
Ostrinia nubilalis (European corn borer) is the source of this 1448-nucleotide messenger RNA. RefSeq lists its product as uncharacterized. The record is from RefSeq and is a predicted model, not a curated record. The coding region runs from base 402 to 1448 and encodes 348 amino acids. The transcript is spliced from 4 exons. NCBI's taxonomy places the organism in Eukaryota, Metazoa, Arthropoda, Insecta, Lepidoptera, Crambidae.